This is a messenger RNA of Anthostomella pinea, 2286 nucleotides long. The record is from the annotation of a GenBank genome assembly. NCBI's taxonomy places the organism in Eukaryota, Fungi, Ascomycota, Sordariomycetes, Xylariales, Xylariaceae.
AUGGGAUAUCCAUCUGCAAAUGAGCACGGCAACACCAGAGGAGGUCGUCUGGAGACGGACGACGAAGGCUACCACGCCUCCCUCGAUGAGGACGACGACACCUCGUCGGCCUCAUUCGUCGAUGUGACGGGCCCAUCUGACACCAACGACGAAGAUGGCCGGGCCAGCCCCGUGUCCGUGGACUGGGAGGCCGACACGGAGAGCAACGCCUUCUCCAUGCCACCGUCCGCGCUGCCCUUCUCCAUUGCGCACGAGCUCAUUGAAGGCGCGCACGAAGCAAAGGCCAAGCUGCACCAGAGGGAGCACUCGACGGCCUCGACGCAGACGCUCACCAACAACUUCAACACCAACAACUACAAAGAAUACGACGGCGGGGCCGCCACGCCAAAGGAGGUCGACGCGGCACCGCGGCGCUCCAACACGUCCGACCCGCGACGCUCCAACACAUCCGACUUUGACCGCUCGACCAUCCUGGCGGACCUGCUGAUCGCGUCGGCGCCGCGCUUGCGACACAUAGCCUCAUUUCCCUCGCGGCCCUCGGCCGAGACCUCGGCCUCGCGCACCCAGCUUGUCACGCCCGCCUCUGAGCAGCGGCACCCGGGGAAGCCUGGGGUGCGGCUGGCACGGCUCCAGCGGCCCUACGAGCCCAAUAUCCCCGAGGAGGAGGAUGGCGGGGACUGGGGGCAGGACCGUCCGGGAGAGGCGACGGAGACGACGGAGGAGGGCGCGGCGGGUGGCGGCGACGAUGGGCACCUGCAAGGCCUGGCGCUGAUUCUUCUCGUCAUUGGGCUUUCGAUGGUCGUGUUCUUGAUCUCUAUCGAUCGUACCAUCAUCACCACAGCCAUCCCCUACAUCACAGGCGAGUUCAAAUCGACCUCGGACAUCGGCUGGUACGGGUCCUCGUACCUGCUGACGGCGUGCGCGUUCCAGCCCGUCUUCGGUCGCGUCUUCACGCUCUUCAACGUCAAGUGGUCCUACCUGCUGUCCAUGUUCGUCUUCGAGCUGGGCUCCAUCAUCAGUGGCUGGGCGCCCACGUCUGCCGUCCUGAUCAUCGGCCGUGCCAUUGCCGGCUUCGGCAGCGCGGGCAUCUUGACUGGCAGCUUCGUCAUCGUGGCUACGGCUGUGCCCCUGAAGGUGCGGCCGAUAUACACAGCUGUGGUGGGAUUGAUGUUUGGAGUCGGUGCGACGAUUGGUCCUUUAAUUGGUGGAGUAUUCACAGACUUACUUACGUGGCGCUGGUGCUUCUGGAUCAACCUCCCAGUCGGUGCCGUCACCAUUAUUGUCAUGUUCGUGGUGUUCCACCCGCGUCCGCGCACAGGGCCGAAACGCACCGUGAUAGACCGCCUAGUUGACCUAGACCUCAUUGGCAAUCUCAUCCUGCUGGUGUCCUCUGUGAUGCUUUUCCUAGCCCUCGAGUACACCCUCACGGGCGCGUCCUGGGGCAGCGCCAAGGUGAUCGGCCUCCUCUGCGCCGCCGUGGUCACGGCCGUCGUUUUUGUUACGUGGCUAUGGUGGAAACAGGACGCCGCGCUGCUGCCGCCGGCUAUCGUGCGGCAGCGCACUGUGGCUGCGUCUUGCCUCAUGGCUUUCUUCACGUACGGCGCUCUGCUGAUACAGACCUACUUCCUACCCAUCUGGUUCCAGGCCAUACUCGGAUACAGUGCGAUCCAGUCCGGGGUGGCCAUGAUACCGUACUUCGUGGCCAACGCGCUGUUCUCGCUCUUCUCGGGCGUCUUCGUCUCGGUCGUCGGCUACUUCGCGCCGCCCGCCAUCCUCGGCAGCGCCAUCGGCACUGUCGGCUGCGGCGCCAUCACGCUGUUCCACCCGGGCAUGGCCACCGGCAUGUGGAUCGGCAUCGAGAUCCUCGCCUCGGCCGGCUUCGGCAUGAGCGUCCAGCAGGGCUUCACCGCCGUCCAAACCGUGCUACAAAAGGACGACCUCGCAGUCGGCACCGCCGCCGUCGUCGCGUCCCAGUCCUUAGGCGGCGCCAUGUUCAUCUCGGUCGGCAACAGCGUGUUCCAGAACCGCCUGCAGGCCCUCGCCGCGGGCGCCGAUAUGCCCGGGCUUGACGUCCGCGCCGUCGUCGAGGCUGGCGCUACUGCGUUCCGGAAAGUGGUCACGCCCGAGCAGCUGCCCCUCGUUCUGGAUCUGUACGACAAGGCGCUGCACAGCGUGUUUUAUGUGGCGAUUCCGCUGGGUGGGCUGGCGUUUCUUUCGUGCUGUUUUCUGGAGUGGAGGUCUGUAAAGCCGCCGCCGAAACCGUCGGAGGGUGCUGAGAAGGCAUAA